This is a messenger RNA of Paramecium tetraurelia, 3186 nucleotides long. RefSeq lists its product as uncharacterized. The transcript has 5 exons. Lineage: Eukaryota; Ciliophora; Oligohymenophorea; Peniculida; Parameciidae. The record is from RefSeq and is a predicted model, not a curated record.
AUGGGAAAUCUUUGUGGACAAGAAAGGUAAGAGCCGACGCAAAUAAUGCAAUCCAAAGUCAAAUUGGAUAAAACGUUUGGAAAUCUGAGAAUUCAAGUAAUUCAGGGAGAAGUUUUAUCAGAAAAGGCAAAUGCUUUUUUAAAUGCUGCAAAUGAACCCUAUAAUACUUAACUCAUUAAGAAGAUAAAAGAAAUCAAAAAAUCCCCAAUAAAAAAUGGAGUUCCCUAAUUAGUGAAGUUUGAACCAAACCAUAUUGAUUAUAUCAUAAUGAUUAAAUUGUGUGAAGAACAGGAGGAAGAUUAUGAAAAUUAAAGAACAUAAGCAUUUCUAGCUUCUUUUGAGUUGGCAAAUAAGAAUAACCUAAAAAUCCUUUCCUUUACAGAUCCUCCUUAAUAACUUACUUAAAAAACUGAAGAUCAUUAUUAUAUUAAUUUAUUUUUAUCGGCAUUAUUGAAGCACAAAAGAACAAAAUAGGAUUGUAAAAUUCAAUAAAUAAAAUUGAUAAAUUUGGAAAUGAAGCUUUAAAAUGUAUAUAUUUAAGCCAUUCAACAAUAAGCUGAGAAGCUAAAUAAUAAUAAAUAAGAAGAGGAUGUUUAACAUUAAAUUUAAUAAUAAGAAAUAUAAACUCAAUAAUCUGAGAAAUCAGACUUAUUAGAAUAGCAAAGCGAUGCAUAAAUUGUACAAUAGAAUGAAAAUAAAACAAAUGAUAAAGUGGUAUCUGCUGAUGGAGAAAAAUUAUAGCAGAAUAUCCAUAAUUAAGAAAUUGCUAAAGUUGAAUAAGUGAGCCAAGAAUAAGUUGUACAAGUUUAAGUUGAAUCUAGCCAUCAUGAGAAAGUUGUAGAAGUUGUACACGAAAUUAAAUAGGUUGUUAAUGAGGUUCAUUAAACUCAAGAUUAACAUGAAGUCAAAGAAAAUUAAGAAAUUGUUAAAGUAGAAUAAGUGAGCUAAUAAUAAGUUUUACAAGUUGAAGCGGAAUCUAACCAUCAAGAAAAAGUAGUUGAAAUCGUACAAGAAAUCAAAUAAGUAGCUCGUGAUACUAAUAAUUAAUAAGUGACAAAAUAAGAUGAAGAAUCUGCUAAAGUUGUGUAAGUUGAAGCUGAACCAAGCCAUCAUGAGAAAGUAGAAGAAGUUAUACACGAAUUCAAAUAGGAAGUUCAUGAAACUCAUGAUUAACAUGAGAAGAAAGAGAAUGAAGAUGCUGAUAAAGUUGAAUAAUUUGUAUAAGCCGAAGUUGAAUCAAGCCAUCAUGAAAAAGUAGAAGAAGUUAUACACGAAAUCAAAUAAGAAGUUCAUGAAAAUCAUGAUUAACAUGAGAAGAAAGAGGUUGAAGAAUCAGCAAAAGUGUAAUAAGUUGUUUAAGUUGAGGUUGAAUCUGCCCAUCAUGAGCAAGCUGAAGAAAUUGCACAAGAAGUUAAAUAAGAAGUUCAUGAAAUUCAUGAUUAACAUGAAAAGAUAAAAAAUGAAGAAAACGUUAAAGUAGAAUAAGUAAGUGAAGAACAGGUUGAAAAAGUUGAGCCUGAAUCUGGUCAUCAUGAGAAGGCAUAAGAAAUUAUACACGAAAUCAAAUAAAAGGUUCAUGAAGCUCACUAAGCUGAAAAUCAACAAGAGAAGAAAGAAGAGGAAGAAUCUACUAAAGUUGUAUAAGUUGAAGUUGAAUCCAGCCAUGAUGAGAAGGUAGAAGAAAUUGUACAAGAAGUUCAAUAACCUGAUGAUUAACAAGAGAAGAAAGAAGAUGUAGAAUCUUCUAAAGUGGAAUAAGUUGAAGUUGAAUCUAUUUAACAUGAGAAGGUAGAAGAAAUUGUACAUGAAAUCAAAAAAGAGGAUCAUGAAGUCCAUUAAGCUAAUGAUUAACAUGAGAAGAAAGAGAAUGAAGAUGCUGAUAAAGUUGAAUAAGUUUUAUAAGCCGAAGUUGAACCAAGGCAUCAUGAGAAAGUAGAAGAAGUUUUACACGAAAUUAAAUAAGAAGUUCAUGAAAAUCAUGAUUAACAUGAGAAGAAAGAGGGUGAAGAAACCAAUAAAGUUGAAUAAGUUGUAUAAGUUGAACCCAGCCAUCUUGAAAAGGUAGAAGAUAUAGUACAAGAAAUAAAAUAAGAAGGUCAUGAAACUCAUGAAGCUAAAACUGAACAAGAGAAAGCAGAAGAAAUUGUACAAGAAGACAAAAAGGAAGCUCAUUAAGCUGAUGAAUAACAUGAGAAAUAAGAAGAUGUAGAAUCUGCUAAAGUUGAAUAAGUUGAGGUUGAAUCUACCCAACAUGAGAAAGCUGAAGAAAUUGUACAAGAAAUCAAGUAAGAAGCUCAUGAAACUAAUGAUGAACAUGAGAAGAAAGAUGAUGAAGAAAUUGAUAAAGUAGAAUAAGUAAGUUAAGAAUAGGUUGAGUAAGUGGAAGUUGAAUCUAAUCAUCUUGAGAAAGUCGAAGAGAUUGUACACGAAAUAAAAUAAGAUGAAGCUCAUUAAGCUGAUGAUUAACAUGAGAAGAAAGAAAAUGAAGAUGCUGAUAAAGUUCAAUAAGUUGUAUAAGCCGAAGUUGAACCAAACCAUCAUGAGAAAGUAGAAGAAGUUAUACACGAAAUCAAAUAAGAAGUUCAUGAAAAUCAUGAGAAAAUAGAGAAUGAAGAUGCUGAUAAAGUUGAAUAAGUUGUAUAAGCUGAAGUUUAAUCCAGUCAUCAUGAGAAAGUAGAAGAAGUUAUACACGAAGUCAAAUAAGAAGUUCAUGAAAAUCAUGAGAAAAUAGAGAAUGAAGAUGCUGAUAAAGUUGAAUAAGUUGUAUAAGCUGAAGUUUAAUCCAGUCAUCAUGAGAAAGUAGAAGAAGUUAUACACGAAUUCAAAUAGGAAGUUCAUGAAACUCAUGAUUAACAUGAGAAGAAAGAGAAUGAAGAUGCUGAUAAAGUUGAAUAAGUUGUAUAAACCGAAGUUGAAUCCAGCCAUCAUGAAAAAGUAGAAGAAAUUAUACACGAAAUCAAAUAGGAAGCCCAUGAAGCUCAUCAGGCUGAUGAAUAACACGAGAAGAAAGAACAUGAAGAAAUUGAUAAAGUUGAAGAUGUUGUAUAAGUUGAAGCUAAACUCAGCCAUCAUGAUAAGGUAGAAGAAAUAGUUUAAGAAGUUAAAUAAGAACUCCAUGAAAAUAAUGAUUAACCUAAAGAUAAUGAAAAUUAGCAACAGGAUUCUAAUUCAGAUGUCCACAGUUGA